CCAUUUUCUGAUCAUAUUCAUGAUGAAUAUCUUAUUCUUGAUAUUCUUAAUGGUCUUCGUCCCGAAUUAAUUAACAAUUUACCACAGCCUUAUAUUGAUUUAAUGGAAAAAUGUUGGGACGCGAAUCCAUUAAACAGACCAAAUGCUGCAGAUAUUAUAACAUCUAUUGGGAGUAUUGAAUCAAAAUUAGCUGGAAAAGUAAUAAAAUUCCCAGAAAAUGUAAUACACAGGCCUAUAAAAGAAGUAAACCCACAGGCAAUAUAUACUAGUAGAUCACUUAGUUCCUUAGUUAACACUGCUCUCCGGAUGAAAUUAAACUAUAGUACGCUUACAA
Messenger RNA from Racocetra persica, 334 nucleotides. The record is from the annotation of a GenBank genome assembly. NCBI's taxonomy places the organism in Eukaryota, Fungi, Glomeromycota, Glomeromycetes, Diversisporales, Gigasporaceae.